CGCAACGCUCCCGUAAACACCUUAAAACACUCCCUUAAGAUGUUCGCCAUCGCCGCCGCCCCCGUCGUCCGCGCCGCCGCCACCGUCAAGGCCUCCAAGGCCGCGGCGAAGGAGCAGAAGUCUGCGUGCGCGCCCGCGCCCGUCUCUCGCGGCGUCGAUCGAUCGAUCGGAAAAACCGGCAUCGUCUCUCCGCGUUCUUAUCGCCCGCGACGAUUUUCCGCGUCUCUCGACGCGCGGACGGCGAACGUCUCCGCGGCGCGCGUCCGACGCGUCCGACGCGCCGCGCGCGCGCGAAGACGAUACCGACGUCCGCGUCCUCGCGAUUCGCGCGCGACGCGCGAGCGAUUCGCGCGCGUCGCGGCGCGGAGGAUCGCUCGGCGUCGCGCUCGCCGCUCGGAAAUCUUAAUGGUUUUUCUUUUUCCCGCGAGCCGAUCGGCCUCCGGACUUCCCGACCCUCGCGCUGACCCCCCCCCCCCUCCUCUCCUCCCUCCACAGCGCCAUGUCCUCCAAGGCUGCCGGCGCCGCCGCGGCGCUCUUCCUCCUCGCGAGCCCCGCCGCGCACGCGGACGGCCUCACGCUCCAAAACGGCACCAACCAGGCGCCGGGCAAAUACGAGCAGCCCUUCUACGACCCGCGCCCGGUGGUGAACGUCGAGAAGGACUCCUCCGCGGAGAUCGGCACGGAGAACUCCCGCGUCGCGCCGAACAAGCAGGUCGGCCUCAAGGCGUGCAAGACGAUCACCGGUCAGCCGUGCGAAGGCGCGUCCCAGAUCACGAUGCAGUGAGCGACGAGCGCCGCGAGAGACGGGCGGAGCGCGCGGCGGACGGACGGAAUUAG
Micromonas pusilla CCMP1545 is the source of this 837-nucleotide messenger RNA. RefSeq lists its product as uncharacterized. Bases 40 to 837 code for a protein of 265 amino acids. NCBI's taxonomy places the organism in Eukaryota, Viridiplantae, Chlorophyta, Mamiellophyceae, Mamiellales, Mamiellaceae. The record is from RefSeq and is a predicted model, not a curated record. The transcript has a single exon.